AUGCAAGUGGCAGAAGGCACGGAGUCUCCAAUUUCGUCCGUUAGUCAUGCAGACAGUGACAAUGGGGAGGAGGAAUCGUGCCCGCGCAUCGCACUGAUAACUGGGAUAGACCAGAGUCGGCGGCAUAGAACUGCCUUCACACGAGAGCAGCUGUCGCGCCUUGAACAGGAAUACUGCAAAGAGAGUUAUGUGUCACGAGCCAGACGAUGUGAAUUGGCGGCUGCGCUCAACUUACCCGAAACCACUAUAAAGGUCUGGUUUCAGAACAGACGGAUGAAGGAUAAGAGGCAGCGCCACAGUCUGAGCUGGCCUCACCCACUGGACCCAAACCUGUGUGCCUUCAUGUUGAGCCAGGCAGCAGCAGGGCUGCCAUACCCCAUGCUGCCUCACCUUCCUCUACAGCUGUACUCGCGCCUGGGCAUGGGCAGUAUGUCUCCCCUCUCCACGCUGUCCAGCCCCUACAGUGCUGCUGCCACCCUAAGACCACUGGACACUCUGCGCUUUCCACACUCGCAUUACCCUAGGCUGGGUGGGCUUCCAUCUCCAGUACUCUACCCGCCUGUGCACACAAUGCAGCAUCCAGCAGCUUGCCCCUGCUCCUACUGUCUCCAUUGGGGACCAGACCAGCUGCUUAAAGCCAGGGGGGUGCCCAGUUUUGGAGUAACUCUGGGCAGCACCCCAAAACCCUCAGCUACCCUGUUAGAAUACAGAGAAGAAGUACCAUUGCCACAGUGA
This is a messenger RNA of Electrophorus electricus (electric eel), 735 nucleotides long. RefSeq names its product even-skipped-like1 (gene eve1). The record is from RefSeq and is a predicted model, not a curated record. Gene Ontology annotation, cellular component: nucleus. Gene Ontology annotation, molecular function: RNA polymerase II cis-regulatory region sequence-specific DNA binding; DNA-binding transcription factor activity, RNA polymerase II-specific. Lineage: Eukaryota; Metazoa; Chordata; Actinopteri; Gymnotiformes; Gymnotidae. Gene Ontology annotation, biological process: regulation of transcription by RNA polymerase II.